AAGCACAUUGUUCCCGCCCCCGGCCGGACCACCGCGCCGCCUCCACCCAGCUAUAAAGAGCGGCGGCCCCCGAAAGGUGUGGAUGCUGCUCGGCGAGGAGCCCGCGCCCGCGCCCGGGGCCAGGCUCUCCUCUGCGGCCGGCACCCCGCGUCGAGUCCGCGCCCCCGAGGCUGAAAAGGAAGGAGCCCUCGGAAGGCGCGCUGUCCCCGGGGCCAUGGACUCGGACGCCAGCCUGGUGUCCAGUCGGCCGUCGUCGCCAGAACCCGAUGACCUUUUCCUGCCCGCCCGGAGCAAGGGCGGCAGCGGCGGCGGCUUCACGGGGGGCACCGUGUCCUCGUCCACGCCGAGCGACUGCCCGCCGGAGCUGAGCGCCGAGCUGCGAGGGGCCGUGGGCGCGGCGGGCGCGCACCCCGGGGACAAACUGGGCGGCGGGGGCUUCAAGUCCUCUUCCUCCAGCACCUCAUCGUCCACGGCCUCGGCCGCCGCGUCCUCCACCAAGAAGGACAAGAAGCAGAUGACGGAGCCGGAGCUGCAGCAGCUGCGCCUCAAGAUCAACAGCCGCGAGCGCAAGCGCAUGCACGACCUCAACAUCGCCAUGGACGGCCUGCGCGAGGUCAUGCCGUACGCGCACGGCCCGUCGGUGCGCAAGCUCUCCAAGAUCGCCACGCUGCUGCUGGCGCGCAACUACAUCCUCAUGCUCACCAACUCGCUGGAGGAGAUGAAGCGGCUGGUGAGCGAGAUCUACGGCGGCCACCACGCCGGCUUCCACCCGUCGGCCUGCGGCGGCCUGGCGCACUCGGCGCCGCUCCCCGCCGCCGCCGCGCACCCCGCCGCCGCCGCCGCGCACGCCGCGCACCACCCGGCCGUGCACCACCCCAUCCUGCCCCCCGCGGCCGCCGCCGCGGCCGCCGCCGCCGCCGCCGCCGCCGUGUCCAGCGCCUCCCUGCCCGGCUCCGGCCUCAGCUCGGUCGGCUCCAUCCGGCCCCCACACGGCCUGCUCAAGUCCCCGGCGGCCGCGGCGGCCGCCCCGCUCGGGGGCGGCGGCGGGGGCGGCGGCGGCGGCGGCGGCGGCUUCCAGCACUGGGGCGGCAUGCCGUGCCCCUGCAGCAUGUGCCAGGUGCCGCCUCCGCACCACCACGUGUCGGCCAUGGGCGCCGGCAGCCUGCCGCGCCUCACCUCCGACGCCAAGUGAGCCGGCCGGCGGCGCGCGGCCGGAGGGCCGAGGGCUGCGGAGCCGCUGGGACAGGCCCGCGCCGGCUCGGCAGCUCUGCUGCCAGCGGGGAGCUGAACCCUGGGCCUGGGGGGUCCCGGGGAGCCCGGCGUCUGGGAGCAGAAGGAGCGGGGCCUUUGGAGCAGUGGGGAAGGGCGCCCUCGCUUCAGAACCCGGUCGACCCCGGCGGGACGCUGAGGCCGUACAAACCCGCCCCCUCCGUCGCCGGGACUUGUCUCUGUGCCCGCAGGAAGAGUCUACAGACUGACUUCUCCGUGUACUCGGUCGACUCCGGGUCUCGCCUUGGGCAGAGCCCCGGACGGCGAGGAGCGACGGCCUGGUGCCCGCAGGCGCACCCCGGCCCGGGCCAGGGCAUCAGGCUGGCGUGGGCACCCGGAGCACCUGGGGUCGCUCAUUUCCUCCACUGCGACACCCGUGUGGUCUCAGAGGUGUGGCCUUCCCCGUGUUGACUCGUGGUUUGCUAACAACUCUGCGAGUGUCCCGUUCAGGCCACCGAGCACGCUUUACAGACGCCCAGAAUAGAAGCACUUGUGGAAAGAUCCCAAACUACCGACAUGGGGCGGGAUGCUUCGUAGAUCUUAUUUUUAAAUAGAACCCCCCCAACCCCAGCCCUGUCUAAGCACAAGGUAAUUUGGUUUCUUAGCCGAUUGGGGACAGCUUUGGUGCCUGAGGGCUUGGCAGAACAUCAAAAACUUGAUGGGAAAUAUAGUUUGAGUUAUUUGGGAGAGGGUCUGUUUUUUUAAUACUGUGUGUGUAAAUAUAAUAUCAACGAAGUGCGCGACGCUACGCUCUUUGUUCACGUGACUGCCAGCCCCUCCCGAUAAGCCGUCUGUGUCGACCCCCCCCCCCCCGCCGUGUUAACACAAGUGGCGAACUCCUUCGGCGCUCCCGGCGCGACCUGCUUCACCACGCGGCCUCCCACGCCGGCCUCGAACACCCCACCUCUCCCGCGCCGCUCCUGCAGAGUCUGUCUAUCGCCUGUUUUAUUUUUGUAAAGAAAAAGAAGUGCUAAAUAAUAUUUAUUACUUGUUUGGUUGCAUAAAACAAAACAAAUGAUGGAGUGUUGAGAUUUUAAAUAAAAUUUAAAGUCAG
This is a messenger RNA of Meriones unguiculatus (Mongolian gerbil), 2323 nucleotides long. It is a transcript of the gene Olig2, whose product is annotated as oligodendrocyte transcription factor 2. The coding region runs from base 83 to 1192 and encodes 369 amino acids. Gene Ontology annotation, biological process: oligodendrocyte cell fate specification; neuron differentiation; myelination. The record is from RefSeq and is a predicted model, not a curated record. Gene Ontology annotation, molecular function: DNA-binding transcription factor activity; protein dimerization activity. NCBI's taxonomy places the organism in Eukaryota, Metazoa, Chordata, Mammalia, Rodentia, Muridae. The transcript has 2 exons.